UUCAAUAUGAAUGAAAAUGCUCAUAAGCAGUCAUACAAUAACCUCACUUUAAAUGGUACCAUUAACAACUUCAGUCAGAAUGCAGUCAAGGGCGUAACCAAAGUCAAAUAUCUUCCAGCAAAAUAAAUACAGAGGGUCUCCUGUUGCUAAAUACACCUCAAAGCUAGUUCCAAGCACUCACAGCCUCAGACUCAGCAAGAAACCCAAAAACUCCAAGGCUUCCAAGUAUUUCAAGAAUACCCAAGGUACAAAUAUCUUCAAUCACAAAUGUCAUUCUCAUUCGCUCAACCAAGUUUUAGAUCAGCCAUUGAGAAAAGUCGAUACAAAUAUUGAGCCACAUUCGCUGGCCACAGUCAUGGAGCUUAUCAAUUCUCAGAACAAAUAAGAUUGAUCUCUUAAUCACCGACAACACUCAAAUGAGGGAGAAAGUUAAGAAGGUUCAGAGAGACUUUGAGCGGAACGAAAGAAACUACAAUGGAACUAUCAAAAAAAUGCGAUUGGAUUUCGGAAUCCUCAGCAACAAACUUGAAAAUAUCUACAAAUAUCUGAAAGUUGAUUUGAACAAGAACAAAACUACAUCCAAGAACACAAGCAAUGGGUACAAGAAAUCAAGCCCCAAAUACAGCUCGAAGCUGAGCUUUCAAAGCCAAGAAAAACAUAAAGAUUAUAAGAUUCAUCCUUCAACAAGAAUCAUCAAGAAACGGAAAUUCAGCACCAAAAAGUCAAAGUUUCUGUCAGACUCAAAGCUUGAUAAUCCAAACCAGAAGAUAGACCGCGAUAAGAUAUUUAACCUGCAGCUGAGUCUUGACUCUGACAAAAGUUCGAGCAAGAAAUGAACAGGACACAGAACCAACAAGCACCAAGAACGGUACUCGAGAAGGUACAUAUCUCCGAUGUGCAGCGACAACGAAAUUGAGUCACAGGUGCCGCAGAUGAAGAGCCUGGUGAUUGACGGAUGUUCUCCGACUUCGUACUACAAGAAUGCAAUUUGAGAAUUGUGUGUUGACAAGCCAUAUCAGGCUAACUCUCCUCAAAUAAAUACUCUGCAUGACCUCAUGGUCAUUAAAUCCAAUCUUGCAAGCAAACUCUCGGCAAGCAAUGAAGAAGAGUCCAGCACAAGGAACAAUGAAAAUGCAAUUGCAGGUAAUCAUGAUGGUCGAAGUGUUUAGGCAAGCAUGCAUCUCUGAAUGCAAUGCGAAGUCAUAGAGAGAUCAUGGGGAGCAUUCCCGAGGUGUUGAGUUCUGUGAUCUGAGGAGGCACCAUCAACAAAAUGAAUGAUGACAUGAAUGGUCACAUGAAGAACAACUCGAAGAGUAGG
This is a messenger RNA of Moneuplotes crassus, 1318 nucleotides long. The record is from the annotation of a GenBank genome assembly. Lineage: Eukaryota; Ciliophora; Spirotrichea; Euplotida; Euplotidae.